Penicillium pulvis is the source of this 1092-nucleotide messenger RNA. Its product is annotated as SDR family oxidoreductase. The record is from RefSeq and is a predicted model, not a curated record. NCBI's taxonomy places the organism in Eukaryota, Fungi, Ascomycota, Eurotiomycetes, Eurotiales, Aspergillaceae. Bases 1 to 1092 code for a protein of 363 amino acids. The transcript has 2 exons.
AUGGACCAGAAUUCCCCGCAAAGGGGAGGUCCUACUUCGCCAGCUGCCUCUCGCGAACCUCGAUUACAUCUUCCCUCGACGACCGAUCCUCCAGGCCCCCAGAACCCCCCAAAACCGCUCGUAUGGCUGAUCUUCGGUGCGACAGGCCACAUGGGCCGCUCGCUCGUCAAGAUCGCCCUAUCGCGCAACGAUCUAGUCUCAGCCGUAGGGCGCACCUAUGAAAACAGCCCCGAAGCCAUGAAAGAGCUCGAAGACGAACACGAGAACUGCCUCGGCCUACUAUGUGACGUACGCGCACGCGAGACCGUCAAACGCGUAAUCGACCAAACCAUCGCGCGAUUCGGACGCAUAGACGUGAUCGCCAAUUGCUCCGGGUACGGCGUGAUCGGAGCCUGCGAAGACCAAGACGAAUUCGAUAUCCGCAAUCAAUUCGAGACAAACUUCACAGGGACAUUGAACAUGAUCCAAUUAUCUCUCCCGCAUUUCCGAGAGCGACGGGCAGGUCGGUAUCUCAUUUUCAGUUCAACGUCCGGCGCACUUGGAGUGCCGGGGUUGGGACCGUACUGCGCGUCGAAGUACGCCGUCGAAGGUCUGAUGGAAAGUAUGUUGUAUGAGGUGGAUAGCUUCAACAUCAAGGGGACUCUUGUCGAGCCUGGUCAUAUGCGACGUGACGAUAUUGGGGAUCUGGUCUCACCUUCAUUCAUGGCUGCCAAUCCCUCCGAACACAACCUCUCCUCGCCGCUGCCUCUGUACGGUCAUUUCUUGGUCAAGAAGCCUAGUGAACCCUAUAAUACUACUACCUCGCCUGCUGCGCAUGCCCGGCGCAUGCUCAUGUGGCUUGGUGAUAAGCAGCCUGCUUCUGCGGUGAAAGCGGCCCACCUUGUCUGGGAACUUGGGCACUGUUCUUAUCCUCCCUUACGACUGAUUCUCGGUACCUACGCAGUCGAAAGUAUUCGGGAUAGGUUGAAGUGUAUCAUUGAGGAGAUUGAGGAUUGGAAACAUCUCAGUUUCCCGUUGGGGGAAACGCAGCCUGGGGGUGAAAGAUCAUCUGCACAGAACGAAGGCAAUGACGCUGCCAGCAAUGCGGGAUGA